Vicia faba (fava bean) is the source of this 432-nucleotide messenger RNA. NCBI's taxonomy places the organism in Eukaryota, Viridiplantae, Streptophyta, Magnoliopsida, Fabales, Fabaceae. The record is from the annotation of a GenBank genome assembly.
AUGCGUUGCACUUGUCAGUUUUGGCAAAGAGAAGUAGCAAGCUUGAGGCACCAAUUGCAGCACUUGAAUGAUAGCCAAAGGCAAUUGAUGGGCCAAGAACUAUCAGGUUUGGAUUUUACUGAGCUGCAGCAUCUGGAAAUUCAAAUGGAGAUGAGUUUGAGAAACAUUCGAACGAGAAAGGGUCAAAUUUUUAGUGAUGAGAUCAAUGAGUUACACAAAAAGGGAAGCCUUAGUAGUAUAGAAAAUGAAGAACUUCAUAAGAAGAUAAACCAAAUUGGCCAAGAAAACGCAGAACUAGAGAAGGUUAUUGGAACAAAGCGCGGCGUAUAUGCAAUAUCCAAUGCUUCACACAGUAGUAUCAGAAUCAGCUAUGGAUAUGAUAUACAUGAUGAACAAAUCAGUCUCCAGCUAAGGCAGCCACAACCACAAUAG